GUUUCAUUUGCACCAAGCAGCAGCCUGUUACACUGCUGUACGUAGUAAAGUUACUUAAAUUUGAGUUGAGUGUUGCGAUCAGGGACUAUUUUUACCCACUACCAAGAUGACGUUACAAUUUAAAGAUGCCUUCUGGGGAGUGGACUUCAACAGCAAUAUUGGGUAUGAGACUAUUAUCCAGAGACUUAAUGAUGGCCGACGGACAUGCAAAGACGUGGAGGAGCUCUUGAAAAUGAGGUCAUUGGCAGAGGAGAAAUAUGGCAAGGAUCUGGUCACCAUCGCCCGCAAGGCUGGGGGCACACAUGAGAUCUGCACUUUCAGAACAUCUUUCGAUGAAAUGAAAACACAAAUUGAGAACAUAGGAAACUUGCACAUUCAGCUCUCUGGACUCCUGAAGGAGGAGGCGAAGAGAAUGGAGCAGUUCAGAGACCGUCAAAAAGAACAGAGGAAAAAGUUUGAAGUCAUCAUGGAGAAAGUCCAGAAAACAAAAGUCUCCCAGUACAAGAAAACAGUAGAAUCUAAAAAAUCUUAUGAGCAGCGCUGCAGGGAGGCAGACGAGGCAGAGCAAACGGCCGAGAAGAUGGGCAAAACUCCCACAGCCACUCCCAAACAGAUUGAGAAGAUGAACAACAAAUCCAAACAGUGCAGGGAAGCUGCAGAGGAGGCUGAGAAACAGUACAUGUCAAACAUUGAACAGCUUGACAAGACCCGUCAAGAAUGGGAAUCGACGCACAACAACACAUGUGAGUUGUUUCAACAGCAGGAAGAAGACCGCCUCAGCGUACUGAGGAACGCUCUGUGGGUGCACUGCAACCAUUUGUCGAUGCAGAGCGUGAAAGAUGAUGAGUGCUUCGAGGAUGUGAGAAAAACAUUGGAAAAAUGUGAAAUCAUCGCAGACAUCAACUGCUUUGUGGAGAUGAGAAGCACUGGCUCAAGCCCCCCAGCUCCAAUUAAAUACGAGAAUUAUUACAACAGGGAUGCUGCAACUGACAGAAAUGGCAGUGCUGGAUUUGUUGGCGUCAUGAAAAGGUUUUCAAAUCGUCUGCAGGGAAAUUGUUCCACUGGCUCCAGAAUGAGCAUCAUUGAGCCAGUUGCACAAUCUGAUGCAGAAACUUCAGAAGGAGUAUAUGCUUCCAUUCCUGGACAUCAGGCGUCCCAGCCGAGCUGUGAGGAAUAUAAGGCCAUGUACGAAUAUGAAGCACAGGGGGAAAAUGAGCUCUCUGUGUCUGUUGGGGACGUUGUGGUUGUCAGAGAUCAAGCUCAGGACGGUUGGUGGAUGGUGGAGAGGAACGGCCUUACUGGACUGGUUCCUGGCUCAUACCUUGCUAAAGAAUGAGUUCACCUGAUGUCACAUGUGGGGCUUGACGACUACUAAAUUUCUUCUCAAUAUAAUAUUUUGAAAUAGCCCUGUCCUCUCAAGUCACGUUACAAACUGUAACUAAUACGUAUGUGUAUUUGAUCACCAGACCGUGACAUUGAAUGGCUGACUGCAACCCAAAUUUUUUUGUAAUCUUAAUCAUUUCAAAAUCGGAUACUGUGCACAGGGGUUCUAAGAUAGAGAAGCAUAAUCCACUGUUGAAUGACAAGUUAUUUAUUUAUAUCAUUCUACUGACUGCUCCUUAUACCCAUGACAACUGUCACAGUGCAUUAAGGUUAUUAAUAUGUUGUAAAUUAAAUUAUUUUAUAGUUAAAGUUCUACAUUUUGGGCAGAAUGUUUGAUUUCUGUGUAGUUACUCUUUCUGUUCUGAAUGCUAAAAAGAAUAUAUGUUUGUGCAUGAAUGUUUAAUUGUAUUCAUUCAAUAUGAUUAACAAAUACUCAGUUUCAAACUCUU
Messenger RNA from Scophthalmus maximus (turbot), 1832 nucleotides. It is a transcript of the gene pstpip1a, whose product is annotated as proline-serine-threonine phosphatase interacting protein 1a. Gene Ontology annotation, molecular function: actin filament binding. Gene Ontology annotation, biological process: actin filament polymerization. The transcript has 15 exons. Lineage: Eukaryota; Metazoa; Chordata; Actinopteri; Pleuronectiformes; Scophthalmidae. Bases 107 to 1336 code for a protein of 409 amino acids. Gene Ontology annotation, cellular component: plasma membrane; actin filament; cytoplasm. The record is from RefSeq and is a predicted model, not a curated record.